CUUUGCCAUUGACAAGUACCACUACAACCCACUUACCACGCACAGAAAUAGACCAAUCCCCCAAGUUUCUUCAUUCUUACGACCCCGCUGGCCGGUGUCUCAACUUGCAAUUCUUCACGAGAACAACAAUUCAAACAAAUAUUACAGUCACUACUGGUGAAAAGACGGCAAUCAUGCUCUUGAUUCGUGACACGGGACUGGGAGGCCUACUGCUGGCCCUUGGCUUGUCGACCGUGAACGCACACUCCUGGGUGGAACAAUUGACGGUUAUUGCGCCAAAUGGAACAUUCGUGGGUGCGCCUGGCUACCCCCGAGGCAAUGUUCAGCGAACCGUCGCUGGCUUCAGCGAUGUCGAAAUGACAUAUCUCAUUCCCCCCGACGGCCGGGCCAAUCAAAGUCAGAUCCUUCCCACCGAUAAGAUGUGUAAAGACACCCAGGAACUGUACAACCAGACCGAAGGGAACCCGCGGCUGCAGGCCAGCCCCGGAGCUGCCAUCGCUCUCCGUUUCCAAGAGAACGGCCAUGUGACACUCCCCCAGACGCAGCCGGGAAAGCCUCCCAAUCGGGGCACGGUAUAUGUGUAUGGGACAACUGAGCCAAAGGCUGACGAGAAGUUCCUGGACAUCCACCGCGUCUGGAACCGAGACGGUACGGGUGGCGAUCGACGAGGCGUGCUUCUGUCCGAGCAGAACUUCGAUGACGGCCGCUGCUACCAGAUCAACUCUGGGAAUAUUUCCGAGCACCGCCAGGUCGAGUUCCCUCAUGUUGCCGACCAGACAAUGGGCGCCGAUCUCUGGUGUCAGCAGGAUAUUGCACUGCCAGCGAACGCGCCGUCCGGCAAGCCGUACACGUUGUACUGGGUAUGGGACUGGCCGACGGCUCCCCAUGUGACGGCAGCACUUCCCAAUGGAAAGCAGGAGAUCUAUACAACCUGCAUCGACGUGGAUGUGGUGGAAAAUGCGGAUUUGACGCAUACAUAUGUCAAGGCUGGUGCUGCCGGUUAUGUGGAAGACCAAUCUCUAGAUAGGGCCGCGAUCCCAUCGCAGUUCGCCGAGAUCAUGGAUACUCGUCCAGCCCCGAGCGGUUCGAGCGAGUCCGUGCCAUCCUCUACAGCGUCAACCUCGGCGUCGCCCGAGCCCGCCACCAAGACUACCUUCUUGACGAUCUAUAAGACCAUCUAUCCCAGCAGUACACCGGUGUGAGUGUAGUCCCGUUGACUUCGGGGCCUUGCUUCCGGAGCCGCUCUCCCUUGCAUAUUUGAUGAAAUUGGAGAGGGGCCAUGGUAGGUCGAGCAACGGCAGUUGGUCGAGGCCCUUAGCUUUUGUUUUUC
Molecule: messenger RNA, 1330 nt
Organism: Aspergillus saccharolyticus JOP 1030-1
Lineage: Eukaryota; Fungi; Ascomycota; Eurotiomycetes; Eurotiales; Aspergillaceae
Exons: 1
Coding region: 174-1202 (342 amino acids)
Source: RefSeq, a predicted model, not a curated record